AUGGAGGGCACCCAGAUGAGCGCAGAAGUGCUUCAGCAGCUCUACCAGAACGACAUGCAGCAACAUCUCAGCCCCGAGAUGCAGCAGCAAGUUCAGAUGCAGCAGCAGAUGCAGUGGCAGCAGAUGCAAAUGCAAGGAGAGGGGAACCAGGGAGGUGACUACGAGGGUGCCUAUGACUACGGGCAAUCGGAUUCCAGGGAAGACGAUGCCCAAGGUGAUGGUCAGUAUGGCCGGGAGUACCACAGCCAGGAACAAGAGAAGUACUCGGAGGAUUACCAGGCAGAGGGCGAAGACGAGAUGACGGACCAGAUGCACCAGCAACUGCAACAGCGAAUGCAGGCACAAAUGCAGCAGCACAUGCAGCAGCAGAUUCAAGCAAGGAUGCAGCAACACCUACAACAUCACAUGCAGAACCAGCAAAACCAGCACAUGCAGAACCCUAACAUGCAACAGCAGCAUAUGCAACACGAACAGCACAACCAAACACCUCAGCCUCCUGAGCCCCCACGGCAGAACCAGAAUCCGCUGACCGGAGCUCCGUACACCCCUCGCUUCUACUACCUCCUGGAAAAGCGGCAGAGACUGCCGGCCUGGAUGGCGAGGCAAGAUUUCCUGAAGCUUAUGCAAGCGAACCAAGUCCUGGUGCUUGUGGGGGAACCCGGCUCCGGCAAGACCACACAGCUGCCGCAGAUCCUCCUCGAUGCCGGCUACCACGUUCAGAUGGGCCAGGUCCGGGCAAUUUGCUGCGUGCAGCCUACCCCCUUGGCGACGUUGAGCGCCUCACUUCGAAUAUGCGAGGAACUGGAGGUGCAGGUGGGAACUUUCGUCGGCCACGUGACCCGGUUCGAGGACCGCACAUCAGCGGACACGCUCCUGCGCUUCCUCACAGACGAGGCGCUCUUCCGGGAGGCCAUGGAGGACCCACUGUUGGAGAGGUAUAGCGUCAUCAUCUUGGACGAGGUCCACCAGAGGACAUGCGAACUAGAUGUACUCAUGGGCAUCCUGAAGAUGGUGAUGCAAAGACGGCCAGAGCUGAAGCUCCUUUUGCUGUCUUCCUCCAUGGAGGUGAAGAAGGUCCAGGCCUACUUCGAGGGAGGUGCCCCGCUGCUGCAGAUCCCUAAUCGAACAUUUGCGGUCGAGGUUUUCCACUGUCAGGAUGCUGAGAAGGAUUAUCUGAAGGCUGCCGUUCGGACGGUAGCUCAGGUUCACACCACGGAACCUGAGGGCGACAUUCUCUUGUUCCUGCCACUGGAAGAUGAGAUCGACUUGGCGUGCCAGCUGCUUCGGAAGGAGUCGGUGCACAUGAUGAACUUUGGGGAUUUGCAGGUUCGGGCACUCUAUGUCGGGCUUCCGAUUAUGGAGACGCAGAGGGUCUUCGACCAAACCGCGCAGAUGAGGAUGACAGCUGGCAAGCCAUGCAGGAAGGUCGUGGUUGCAAGCGCCAUAGCAGAGACAUCCCUGGCUGUAGAUGGGAUCACCUAUGUGAUCGAUGCAGGCCUUGUGAAGCAGCGGGCCUACAACCCGCGAACGAGGAUGGAGGUGAACGUGGUGACUCCUAUCUCCAAGUCUUCAGCACUGCAGCGAACAACCCUCGCAGGCCGCCAGCGCCCGGGAAAGUGCUUUCGCCUCUACCCAGAGCAGGCCUCUAGCGACUGGCCAGAGAAAGUCUAUCCCGAGAUCAUGAGAUCGAAUCUCACCACCGUAGUGCUCAUGUUGAAGCGCUUGGGCUUUGACGAUGUGGUCCACUUUGAUUUUGUGGACCCGCCAUCCCCAGAAGCGCUGAUGAGGGCACUGGAGACUUUGAACUUCUUGGGAUGCAUCGACGACAAUGGGAACAUCACGGAGGUUGGCAACCAAGCGUGCAGGCUUCCAGUGGACCCACAGAUAGCCAAGAUGCUCAUCGAGGCGCCGCAGCACCGAUGUAGUAAUGAGGCAUUGUCCAUAGCGGCAAUGCUUUGCUCACUUCCUGUUUGGCUCAGACCCAACGACGCCUUUCGCGCAGCGAACGAGGCCAAAGCCAGGUUUGCCCACAUGGAUGGAGACCACCUGACCUUGCUAAAUGUUUUCCAUGCCUACAAGCAGCAGAUUCAGGACGGCCACGAUCCGUCCAGGUUUUGCGCGGAGAACUUCAUCUCCAUCCGGGCGAUGCGCCAUGCGGAAGUGGCCCGCGACCAUCUGAAAAGGAUCAUGGAGAGCAUCGGGCUGCAAAUGAUCAGCACUGACUUCCAGGACAAGGAGUACUAUCCCAACAUCCGGAGAUGUCUCGUGUCCGGGUUUUUCAUGCAGAUUGCCUGCCUGGAGAGCGAAAAGCGGGGUGCAUACAGCAUGCUGAGAGAGGGUCAGGAAGUGAUGCUGCACCCAUCGACAUCGCUUGGGCACCGACCGGAGUGGCUUGUCUUCCACGAGCUGGCUUUGUCUUCGAAGCUCUUCGUCAAGACAGGCACGCAAAUCAAGCCAGAGUGGCUGGUCGACAUCGCGCCCAGGGGUUAUUUCGAUCCCCAGAAGAUCUCGGAGAAGAGCUCUGCAAGAGGGAAAAUGGAGAAGCUGAUGGCUCGGCGUCAGGGCCAAGAUGGCUAG
Molecule: messenger RNA, 2577 nt
Organism: Symbiodinium natans
Lineage: Eukaryota; Dinophyceae; Suessiales; Symbiodiniaceae
Source: the annotation of a GenBank genome assembly